CGAGAGCGCGUAAAGCCGGGGUCGGUCAGACGGCUUGGCUCGCUCGCUGGCUCCGGCUGGGCGCACGUGCUCCGGCUUGGCUGCGAUUAGCCGCUGGAGGACCCCGCUGCCAGCCGAGGCGAGGGGAUCCUAAGCAGCUGCGCCUUAUCCUACGGGUGGGUUUUUUUUUUUUUCAUAGGGUUUCCCACCCACCUCCACCCUCCCGUCCUAGCUUCGCUGCGCUUCCUUCUGUCGGAGCUGCCCUGCGAUCAUGGCUGGGCGCAUCCUGUGGGGCUUCUGGAUCUCGGCGGCCCUAGUGUACUGCGCGGGCGGCACCCGAGCGCUGGAGCUGGGCAACUCUUCGCCGCGCCUGGCCGGCAUCACCGCGCGGAGCCUGGCUGCCUCCUCCUGGACCAGCGCGGUUCCCGUGGCAGCCGAGGCGGAGGAAAACUUCGGGGGUUCCAACGCCUCCACCCCGGGAUCGCCUGGCGGGGCUCCCCCUGUUUACCCGAUGUGCCACAGCCAGACGGAGAUCAAGAAUACUUUCAAAUACAUCAACACGGUGAUCGGUUGCCUGGUCUUUGUGCUGGGCAUCAUCGGCAACUCCACCUUGCUCCGGAUCAUCUACAAGAACAAAUGCAUGAGGAACGGCCCCAACAUCCUCAUCGCCAGCCUGGCUCUGGGGGACCUGCUCCUCAUCCUCAUCGACAUUCCCAUCAAUUUGUAUAAGCUUCACGCAGCAAAAUGGCCUUUUGGAGUUGAAUUGUGUAAAUUAUUCCCCUUCUUUCAAAAGACGUCUGUCGGCAUCAUAGUGUUAAGUUUAUGUGCUCUCAGUAUUGAUAGAUAUCGAGCUGUUGCUUCAUGGAGCCGUAUCAAAGGAAUUGGCGUACCAAAAUGGACAGCAAUUGAAAUUGUUUUGAUCUGGGUUGUGUCCUUUGUUGUAGCUAUUCCUGAAGCUAUAGGCUUUGAUGUUGUUACUACAUCAUACAGAGGGCAGAGGCUGUCUACUUGUUUACUUAAUCCCCACCAAGAAUCAUCUUUUAUGAAGUUUUACCAGGUAGCUAAAGACUGGUGGAUUUUUAGCUUUUAUUUCUGUUUGCCACUGUUAAUCACUGCUCUUUUCUACACUCUGAUGACCUGUGAGAUGUUAAGGAAGAAGAGUGGGAUGCAGAUAGCAUUAAAUGACCACCUGAAACAGAGACGUGAAGUAGCCAAAACAGUAUUCUGUUUAGUGGUUGUUUUCGCAUUGUGCUGGCUGCCUCUUAAUCUUAGUAGCAUAUUGAAGUUUGCGCUCUAUGAUCCCCGCAGCCCAGACAGGUGUGAUCUUUUCAGGUUUUUGCUGGUGAUGAACUACAUUGGAAUCAAUAUGGCAUCUUUGAAUUCCUGCAUCAACCCAAUUGCUCUCUAUUUGGUGAGCAAAAGAUUCAAAAACUGCUUUAAGUCGUGCCUUUGUUGCUGGUGUCAUUCCAAAGACAUGCUAUCCCUGGAGGAGAAACAGUCCUGCUUAAAGUUCAAAGCAAAUGACCACGGAUAUGACAAUUUCCGCUCCAGUAACAAGUACAGCUCAUCUUAAGCAAGAGAGCUUGGACUCGGCUAUUGCGGGAUAUUGCCAGGCUGUAAAGACGAGGACAGUUAAGCUGAAGACAACAGAUUCUGCAUAGUAGAGGAAAUUGAGCUAUCUGGGAAGGAAGUUUGAGAUUUUCACAGAAAUCUAAAUAUUUACUGACAUCUUAACCAUGCCCAGUGUUCCUAAUCAUUUGAGUCAAUGUUGCUGGGGGGGUUGGGGAGGAACUGCAGUUGUUUAAGCACUUAAAUACUUCCAAACAGUAAUUGCCAAAUCAUUCUUGAAUCUUUACAUGAAAUAAUUGUAUUCAUCAAGGAUCCCAAUUAAUAAUUCUUAAUAUAGAAUUGUAUGUUGAUUAUGUUUCGGGCAAUACCACCUAUCUCUAUUAUUUUUUAAAAGAAGUUUUACUUUCCUGUAAACUUCAUAGGUAAGCACGGUAUGUAAGUGUAAAAUUUUAUUCCACCUGAAAUCUGCAAUUUGUAGCACGGUGCAUCCAGGACAUGGAUCAUGCUGGUAUAAAACAGAAUCAGUAAGAAUUUUUCCCAUACUAAUGAAGGAACUUAAAGAGUCACAAUUAGUCUUAAAACAAUUUAUUAUUACUUUUUAAAGUAAAAUUUUCAUCUGGAGUGAUAAAUGAACUUUUUAAAGGCUGGAAAAAUGGCCAUCAGCCAUUAAUAUUUGGGUCAUCUCCAGCUCUACUUAAGGUUUUAGGGAUAAUCUUGCACUGCUUGUGAUCCCCAAUGGUGUACUUAGUCCUUCUGGAAGUAAUCAGAGACCCAGGAGUGGCUUCUAGGCCCUACUUUAAACAAGCAGUACCCUUUGGCAUGGUGUGUCACAAGCUGUGGCGGACCAAGCAAUGAAAAAAAACAGGCAGCAUUAGUAUGGCAUGAGUGCAACACAUGAUACCAGCUUUAGAAUUAAUAUAGUGUAAAUAUCAGGCUUUUAUUUUAUUCUUUCUGGGGAAAAGUAUUUCUAAAUCUUAUAGCAAAUGUGUGUUCUGUCCCCGUCUCACACACGCACACAAACAGACAGCCGGGGGUUAAAUAAACUGGCAGACAACCAAUUCUUUCGAUAAGAGGAUUGGCAGCAACCCAGUAGCUGCUUGCCAAGUACUUUACUCAUAAACAAGAUAUACACAGUUCAAGAAUUGUCAAGUCCAGUCCGUAAUUCAAUCCAAGGCAGAUUAUGUUGUUUCCAAAGAUGCAAUGUGACUCGAUAGUAGUUAGUUUUGUCCGUCACAGAGUCUGAAUGGCCACCUCACCCCUUAUAUCCCCUGUGGGGUGUGGUCCAGUGACUCAGCUUAAUCUCUGGCACGCCUCCUUUUCUGUUGCAUGCACUUGUCUCUCCGACGCUGCCGUGGAUCCAGCCAAGACUUAUCUCCUUCACUGUCCAACUCUGAGGAGAUAUCUGGCUCCUGGCCAAUCUCUUCUCCUACGGGAGACACCUGAGGCAUUGCCAGAGAGGAAGGUCCUGGAGAGGGAGGCCUGGCCAACUCCUCUCCUUCAUGUUCGGAGCCUUCUCCCUCCGAUAAGUCGGCCUCGGGGGUCGGAGCCACAACAAUGUGUGCAUAAAGUUCCAGAAGCAGGAAAGGCAAUAGAAUAAGUUUUCAGUCCCCUGCCAACUUACUUUGCCCUUUCCCAAUGUUGGUCAAACUGACGGAACUAUGCAAAAUAAUAACCAGUGACGUAAAAUUAAAACAAUUGUGCAAAUUUGCUUAAUUUAUGCAAAAUACAGAUUUUUUUCUCUUAUCACACUUAAACAGCCAGCACAUAGAAUUUCAUUCUCUCUCCCCCCUUUUUUUAACCAGGUAGCGCUACCGAGAUUUCAAAUCUUUGUUCCCUCGACAAAGAGAAAUACAUAGCUCUUUCUGUAGAUUUUUAACGAUGCAUUGCUGUUGCUACGGCAGACCAAGUGCAUCUGUCACAGGAAUUAACUACCAUCAGUAUUAGUCUGAGUCAUGUGUAGAAACAUGGACAGACCUGCAUUCAAAAGGAAAGCAGGAAUUCCCCCCUAUUAUUUCUUCCUCUUCUUCCUGUAAAUCUGCCUUGAAAAGGCAAUAAGAAAUUCCCUAGUUCUUUGGAUCCUCCUGAUCUUUUAAACUGGCUAUAGAUCUGGUAGUAGAUCUCCAGUAGCGGUAUUCACUUACCUUCGCUACCGGUUCGCAAAUGUGAGCGUGUGUGCCACUUCUGCGCAUGCACAGAGUGUCUGUGAUGACAUCCGGGUGGGUGGGCGGAGCCUCCCGCCGCUGCCGCUACCGGUUUGCCCGAACCGGGUAGAACCGGUUCAAUACCACCAGUGUAUAUCCCUCACUUUUCCUUAUGGGACAUUUAAUUGCAUCUGUGUAAAUAUUCCAUUAAGCCAUAAUGAAAGCUAUAAUAAUAAACAGUAAAAUCUGGGCUGGUCCCAAUAUUGAUACCAUUCAUUAGUCAGAGAGAUAAAUACAGUGGUGUUCUGCUCCACAAAUAGUGAAGUUUUUGUGUUAAUACUGCUAGUUAACCCAGACAUAAGCUUAGUAUCAGUAUUAAAUAAUAUUGUUUUAAGUUAUCAAAGAGGCUGUAUAAUAACCACUCCAACCUGUUGUCCUGCAAUCCAGAAAAUCUAGAAGAAAACAGAUUAUUGAAGGCUUCCCUAAAAGGUUAACAUUGUGGCAGGAUCCACUAUCAUUAAUGAACCUGGUAGAGUGAGGUAUCACUCGGAGGAUUAUAUUUGGAGUCUCCUUGAGGAUAGCCAAUUCUUUCUUUCAUGAAGAAACAAAAAGAUUAUGACUUUCUAUUCAGACACAAAAUGUCUUGGACCAGUCUCAUGCUUUGCAUGGAAAAGUGAAAAUAGGACAAUUAAUUUUUUGUUUUUUAAAUGCAUUUGCUCAUACCUCAGUUUUUCAGAUUAGAUACCUGCGUUGUAGGAUUUACUUCUAAAUAAACAAACAUAGAUUUGCAUUGUGAGGGAAAGUUCACCUGGAGUUUCUCCAUAUACCAGAAGAUACUCCUAAAGCUGAUCUUUUCCUGCCAGGGAUUACAUUGUUAUAGUAUCAGCCACUUCACUUGGACCCCAUUUCAAAGUGACAAAACAUGACAAGUUUAUUGUCUUCUGGUUACAGAUUACUAUUAUUUUCAAAAGUUCUGUUUUACAUAUUAAUUCACGGGUGCACAACCUUGGCCCUCUAGCUGUUUUAGUCUAUUAAGUCCUUGAUCCAAGCCUUAACUAAUCAAGUUAUCUAAUAAGUGAUUAUAUAGUAAGAGUUUUAGUUUGGAUCAAAACUGUUACAUGAAAUGGUAAAGCUAAAAAUAAGUGGGAGAAAUUCUUAGAUGUCAUUUAGGCAACAUGAAGUCAUGUUCUCAAACUUUGAGAUGGAAGUAUUUAUACAGGGAGUAAAGUUGAUGUUGAUCCUGUACUUACACUGACAAUUGUUCAGUACUUUUAAUUUCCAUUAAUCUGUUCAGUAUUACUGCUAUUGGUUAUAGCAUUACAGUACCGUACACAUAUCAUUGUAAUUCUUUUUAUAAGAUAGAUUGUAUUAUUGAGCUGUAUUUUUACAUUGUAUUGCUGUAUUUUUACAAUGCACUAUGUUAUGGUUCAAAUCUGUUAAAAAAUUAUUGUGUAGAAAACAAUUUUUGUAGCUUGUAACUUGUGAUUAUCCAGUGCAGAGGUUUUACACGUUUCCUUUUAUGUAAGAAUUUGGCUAAAUAUGAAAUAGAAUUUAGUUAGGUUUAUAUAGCAGAACCAGAGGAUUUGUGCUCCCUAAUUUUAGCCACUUGUUCAUACUAAAUAUAUAUGUAUAUACUUCAUUUUUUCCAAUAUUUUAAUAGCAUAUGUCUUUACUUUUUCUAUCACGAACACUUUGUAGUAAUAUGAAGUAUGAGAUUCAGAUAACAAUAGAAUGUGCGUGUAGAAAUUGGAAUUUCUAGAUUUUUUUAAAGGUUUUUUUAGUUUGCCUUAUUUUUAUAAAUAAACUAGAUGAUCUAUAA
This is a messenger RNA of Pantherophis guttatus, 5508 nucleotides long. It is a transcript of the gene EDNRB, whose product is annotated as endothelin receptor type B. The record is from RefSeq and is a predicted model, not a curated record. Gene Ontology annotation, cellular component: plasma membrane. Gene Ontology annotation, biological process: regulation of blood pressure; developmental pigmentation; enteric nervous system development. NCBI's taxonomy places the organism in Eukaryota, Metazoa, Chordata, Lepidosauria, Squamata, Colubridae. Gene Ontology annotation, molecular function: endothelin receptor activity.